AUGCCUGUCGAAGGUAUCAUGAUUACGGGCUUCACAGUCCGCGACCUGCGAUGGCCGACUUCUCUAGACAACAUUGGAACCGAUCCUAUGAACUUGGCUGGAGAAAACUCAUUUGGUUACCUGCAAUAUCAGACAAACACAGGUUUGGUCGGUACCGGUUGGUCUUUUGCCAACGGCCAAGGCAAUGACGUUCUCUGUACUGCAAUUCGAUCUCUUGCACCUCGCUUUGUUGGGCGAUCUCUCCCAUCCAUCACGUCAAACAUGGGAGAGACUCAACGGAAGAUCUCGUCAGGUCAGAUCCGAUUCAUGUCUCCAGAGCGCGGCGUCUUGCAACUAGCGACUAAUGCAGUGCUUAACGCUAUCUGGGAUCUCUGGGCCAAAGCCGAAGGCAAGCCGCUCUGGAGACUCGUUGUAGACUUUACUCCUGAAGAAUUUGUGAGAACAAUGGACUUUCGCUACGUCACCGAUGCCUUGACGCCCGAACAAGCGCUAGAAAUGCUGAAGAAGAUGGCUGCUACCAAGGCAGAACGAAUGCAACUUGCUCUCCAGAACAAAGCCAUCCCUGCAUACAACACCUCAGCCGGGUGGUUGGGUCACUCCGACAGCAAGGUGCGCGAGCUGCUGCAAAGUGCAAUGGCGCAAGGAUUCCGUCAUUUCAAGCUCAAAGCGGGCCUAGGCAUCGAGGCUGACAGGAAGCGACUGGGAUUUGUUCGUGAAGUAGUCGGUGAUGAUGGCAUACUUAUGGUGGAUGUCAAUCAGCUCUGGGACGUCGACGAAGCAAUUGAGUAUAUGAAGAAAUUGGCUGAUCUUAACUUGUGGUUUAUCGAAGAGCCCACAUCUCCUGAUGACAUUCUUGGCCACGCCAAGAUCCGGUCAGCUCUGAAGCCGUAUGGCAUUGGUGUAGCGACUGGCGAACACAUCAACAAUCGGGUCAUGUUUAAACAACUCCUUCAAGCUGAGGCUCUCGACGCGGUGCAACUGGAUGCGUGUCGGCUGGCUUCUGUCAAUGAAAUCUUGACUGUUCUUCUCAUGAGUGCCAAGUUUGGCGUUGCUGUAGUUCCGCACUCUGGGGGUGCGGGAAUGGUUGAGCUCUGCUCCCAUAUAAGCACAAUUGACUUUAUCGUGGUAUCUGGUAAGGGGAGCAUACUAGAAUACACUGACCAUCUACAUGAGGCUUUUGAGGCACCGGCGACAAUUACUCCUGGGGGUUAUCAUGUCACACCAACUGUUCCUGGGUACUCGUGCGAUGUGAAGGAAGCCCAGUUCAAGGACUUUGAGUGUCCUAAUGGUGCAUUUUGGUCAUCAAGUGUUGGACAAAAGAUGCUUGGUGACCCAUGGAGAGGAGUACCGGGAGAGCAGACGUCAUGA
This is a messenger RNA of Pochonia chlamydosporia 170, 1368 nucleotides long. Its product is annotated as L-galactonate dehydratase. Bases 1 to 1368 code for a protein of 455 amino acids. Gene Ontology annotation, molecular function: magnesium ion binding; hydro-lyase activity. The record is from RefSeq and is a predicted model, not a curated record. Gene Ontology annotation, biological process: carbohydrate catabolic process; amino acid catabolic process. NCBI's taxonomy places the organism in Eukaryota, Fungi, Ascomycota, Sordariomycetes, Hypocreales, Clavicipitaceae. The transcript is spliced from 4 exons.